AUGGAACGCAUUACGUUCUCGCGAUUAGCGAUAUGUGCAUAUCUUGCUGCUGUUGCAAUAGCAGUAGAUAUUUUUAGGUAUAAUGGGUGUUAUAAGAAAUCGGACCUGGAAUCACAUUUGACACUUCAAUCUGAAUACGGGUAUCAGUCAAGGGGCUACUGUCAAGAUCACUGCGGGAGUGCUGCAAUAGCAGCAUUAAUAAAUUCUGAUACGUGCUACUGUGGUGAUAGUGCUAAGGUGCUAAGCACUCUUGUAGCUAGCGAUGAGUCUGAAUGUACUGCGAAGUGUAAUGGGAUUGAUACUGAAAUCUGUGGUGGUUAUGACUAUUUUAGUGUUUUGGUUAACUUGAAGAAUAUCAGGGAUGCUCUUCCUAGUAGCUCGAAGUCCUCAGCUGUUUCUGGCAGCUCUUCAUCUGCCGGAGCAACUUCUCAAAGUUCAUCGACUUCGGUUGAAUCCUCUUCAUCCAGUUCGUCACCUUCUUCACUUUCAUCGACUUCAAUCACUUCAACGACAGACUCAAGAGCCGAGGAAACGGAAGAAUCAUCUUCAUCAGGAACUCCUGCAUCUAAAUCGUCGGAAAUAGCAUCUUCCGUCUCAUCUACAUCAAGUUCUACCGCAACUACAAGCCCUAAUUCAAGCUCAAGCUCAAGCUCAAGCUCACCUUCUGCGCCAACUCCGUCUGCCACCAGUCGUACCCCGAGUUCCACUGCAGUUCAAUAUUCCACCGCAGUAACCACCAUCAUAUCGUCGUUCUCCAUCAAUAACUUGGAGUACUCUACGGUAAUAACUACUGUGUUUAGCACUACACCAACCCCUUCAUCAAGCAACACAGAAGCUUCUGCUACAUCGACGACCACUUCCGUAUCGAAAAGUAGCCAUAAAUUGUCGGGCGGUUCCAUUGCCGGAAUUAUUAUAGGUAUUCUAUUGGCUAUUGGACUCAUUGCGGGGCUGGUGUAUUUCCUAUUGUGGAACCGUAUUCAUGACGAUGAUUCAACUGUCACCGAUCUUGAAGAGAAACGAUUCCACCAGCCUUACUCUGUUGGAGAGAGAGAUCCGCUCCCCUUGCAUCAAUCCAACCCGACCUCAAGCGCGACUUCAAGAUUUCAACUACGGAGUGGAUCCGAAAAUUCAAUGGCAGCACAAGGGCACGGUUUCUUCGCUGAGCAUGCACCGAUGGCAAAUUACCAAGAACCUGGAUCCGGGAGGCCUAGGCUUAGUAACAGUUCUCUUCCGGAUGUAACGGAGAAUAGACCGUUAAGAAUCACUAAUCCUGAUAGCGAUUGA
Messenger RNA from Eremothecium cymbalariae DBVPG#7215, 1284 nucleotides. It is a transcript of the gene WSC2, whose product is annotated as Wsc2p. The record is from RefSeq and is a predicted model, not a curated record. Gene Ontology annotation, cellular component: plasma membrane. Lineage: Eukaryota; Fungi; Ascomycota; Saccharomycetes; Saccharomycetales; Saccharomycetaceae. The coding region runs from base 1 to 1284 and encodes 427 amino acids. The transcript has a single exon.